AUGAGCCCCGAAAAAGUUUUUGGCGUGGCGCCAUCCGUCAAAUCACAGUGGGCGGCCAUUUGCUACACGCCAAAAAAAGUUGUCCAUGGGGCGAGUUUUUUCCCGUGUUUCAGGCCCCUUAUUCUUUCAUUCCCAAAUCGUCUUCUUGUGCACAAGCAGACAAGGUCGCAUCGCCAUUGAACCGUUAUGUAUGACCAAUUGUCGAAAAUGUCUUUUGAUGUGUUUGUUCAAAACCGAGAAAUUAAUGGCUCCUUGUCAAAUGAAUUCUCGUUCUUUUUUCAGGGCAAAUGCCAGUUUUCUGGCCGAAUCUCGAUUGCGGAAGGACAGAAACUGUUGGGUUUGAAAGAGGUCGGGAAUUUCAAAGAGUCAGAAAAUUAACUGUGGUUUUGUAGAAUAUUUGAACCUUUUCAUCUUUUUUGACUUAUUUUGGUUCAUUAUACUGAGAAGCCAUGAUUUAAAAUAAAUGUUCGCAGUUUAGUAAAGUUUCUGACCUGGCAUAGGGAGCAUUUUUACUCGGGGAAAAGUCGGAAUGGUGGAUAAUGGCCGCAAAAAGGGAGAAAGCUCAAAAAAGGCCGCAGAAAAGAAGCAAAAAAAGUCCCUUAAUCGAGCCUUCCCUUUUUUCUAGAAUUUUGAAGGCUCAAGAAAUGGUGGAAAAAGGAGAGGCAGCGAAAAUGGUGCAUAAAAGUUGAUGAAAUGGCACAAAAAGGCAGCAAAAAAGGAGUCGCUGUCCAGCAAAAGAAAAGUUCCUGUGAAGCCCUUUCCCACCCACUUUGCCUGUAGUUUUAUAUAAAUUAUCUCAAGAAUUCUUCGAUCGACUGGGAAUCCAACCCAGAUAGCGUCGCACGAACUCCUAUUCUAGGAGUUAGGAAUUUUAAAAGUUCGUGUUUGACAGGAAUCGGAUCUGAAAUCUUUAUUUCGCAACUUCGAAAAUUCAUAUAUCAAAAAAUAGCAGUUUUCGUAGAAUGUGUAUUCGAUUCCCAGUCCAUCGAAGAUUGUUUUAGUAAAAUCAUGGAAAAAAAAAACCAGAAGACUAGGUAGAGCGUCCCCCCCUUUGUGAAGACUUUGCAGUACUUUAAAAAAAGGAAAAAUGCCGCCACAAGCAUAAUAUAAUAGGGAGCGGGAGAGAUACUUUUUUAACUUCUGAAGCAAACUGGACGUUUCUAAGCAAUACUAGGGAUCACUCAAGAGUGCUGACAUUGCUAAAGGGACUACUAGAAAUGCAACAUCCAGGACGCGUCCGGUUUGCGUUACCUAGUUUCAAGAAACUAUCAAAUUAUAAAUGGUUUCUUCAAUUUAUAUUUUUUGGAAAUUGGCUGUUCAAGAAAAAGAGAAGACUUUCUGUAGAGCAAACACGUUUUUCUGCUAUCGGAGAGCCAAUUUAUGUGAGGAUACGGUAGGUAUGAGACGUUUCAGAGGAACACGAAUUCAUAUGAAAAAGUUCGAGAAGUACAGAAGAGUCGAUAGAGGCUGGAGUGUUAUACUUGAAAAAAAAGAAGAAAAAAAAAAUCUUGGGGCAAGAUUAUUCGACCGCCGAAAAAAACUAGAAGUUAUUUCAAUAAAAAGGCAUCUCAGCAUUAUAAGCUUGCAUUGCUAGGUCUUUAAGUUAGGCGUAAUACGAUUUUUUGAGAAGAUUUUAGUAGUCUUAAUUUUCCUCGAGAUGAAGCCGCUUAGGUUUUAAAAACCUUGAGUUAGCGAGAAUCGAAUGUAUCCAGAAUUUUCGAAAAUAAGUUAUUUUAAAAGAACAGAAAAAGAGAAGAAGAGAGCGAAGUUUUAAAAUUUUAAAGAACAGGUUUUCCUAAGUGGUUCAAAAAAAGCGGCGUUCAAGAAAUACUUAUAAUAAUCCUUUCCAACGUUACAAAAUGGCUAAAGCGAGAAUCCUUGAUGAGCAGUUUUUGGAAGCCAUCAAAAUUUUUUAUCUCGAGAUAACUUGAAAAAAAAAAUAUACGUUUCUUCAGCAGUAGAACUACUUCCAACAUUCUAGACAAGUCUCCAAAAUUACAGUCGAUACCGUACUCCGUGGAUGUUGAAAAUGGACGACGUCCUUCGCGACGACAUCAUAUCGCGCGGACCAAUUUGAUGCGAAAACGAGGUCGGCGGUCGUUUCGCCUCGAAGAAGAGCUACCGUAG
This is a messenger RNA of Caenorhabditis auriculariae, 2127 nucleotides long. NCBI's taxonomy places the organism in Eukaryota, Metazoa, Nematoda, Chromadorea, Rhabditida, Rhabditidae. The record is from the annotation of a GenBank genome assembly.